Molecule: messenger RNA, 864 nt
Organism: Numida meleagris (helmeted guineafowl)
Lineage: Eukaryota; Metazoa; Chordata; Aves; Galliformes; Numididae
Gene: PITHD1
Product: PITH domain containing 1
Exons: 6
Coding region: 64-684 (206 amino acids)
Cellular component (GO): nucleus
Source: RefSeq, a predicted model, not a curated record
GGUUUGCGAGUGGGUGGGACCGCAGUGGGCGGUGGUUUUGUGGGUGGGCGUGGCUUUGCGGGCAUGGCGGAGGGGCACGGGCCCGGGCGCUGCCGGUGCUGCGGAGCGGACGGCGGGGAGCGGGGCGCGGCCUGGGGCCUACACCUGCGCAUCGACCGCGGGCGGUUGCAGUGCCUCAACGAGCGGCGCGAGGGCAGCGGCGCCCGAGUCUUCCGUGCCUGGGAGGAGCGCGGCGACCGCGAGCAGUUCGUGGAGAGCGAUGAGGACGCGGAACUGCUCUUCAACAUCCCGUUCACAGGCAGCGUGAAGCUGAAGGCCGUCAUCGUGAUGGGGGAGGACGAUGGCUCACACCCCUCCGAGCUGCGGCUGUUCAAGAACAUUCCCCAGAUGUCCUUUGAUGAUGCCGCCCGGGAGCCAGAGCAGAUGUUCAGCCUCAACCCUGACCCCGUGGGCGAGCUCGAGUACCCCACCAAAAUUGCUCGCUUCUCCAAUGUUCAUGACCUCUCCAUGUAUUUCCCAAAGAACUUUGGAGCAGAGACAACGAAGAUAUUUUACAUUGGCCUGAAAGGAGAAUGGACGGAGGCGCACCGCCACAAGGUCACCAUCUGCAACUACGAAGCAUCGCCCAACCCUGCUGACCACCGUCUGCAGCAGGUCACCCCGCAGAGCCACUGCAUCUCUUGACUGUGACUCUGCUCUGUGCUUGGGGCCAGGGAUGGACACGGAUGGAGACGGUGUCGAGGCCCCGUGGGCUGCGACCGUGUCCUGGCGUGCGGGGGUGGAACGCCAGUGGUGAAUGCCCAGGCCCUGCUGCUGAGCUGCUGUGCCCUUCUCACUGCCAAUAAAGUUUCGGAGUUCAGAGCA